Molecule: messenger RNA, 1884 nt
Organism: Spinacia oleracea (spinach)
Lineage: Eukaryota; Viridiplantae; Streptophyta; Magnoliopsida; Caryophyllales; Amaranthaceae
Exons: 2
Coding region: 1-1884 (627 amino acids)
Source: RefSeq, a predicted model, not a curated record
AUGGACGUUGAUUCGCAUGCUCUAUUGUCCUCACAAGUGGCAUCCUUGAACCUAAAGAUCGAUGCUUUGAAGGCCCCUCAGUCUGGUACUCCCCCAAUGAGUAUCAAUGCUAUGUCUAGUGUAGCUCCAGUGACAACUUCUUACUGCGAAGUAUGUGGAAUCCAAGGUCACUUUGGUCAUGAGUGCUCUUAUAGUCCGCAGGAUACCACGCGAACGGAGCAAGUGAAUGCUUUUCAACAGAGGCAACCCGAUGACCCAUAUUCCAACUCAUACAAUCCAGGUUGGAGGAAUCAUCCAAAUUUCUCAUAUCGGAGCAACAAUGCUCAAAAUCCUCAACCCCAACAACAAUGGUCACAACCACAGUUCCAUCCACCUCAUGCACAUGUUUCUAGGCCUCCAUUUUCACAAGGAGCCUCACAUAAUGCUCCCCCGGGGUUUAAUAGACCCCCGCACCAAGGCUAUCAGCAACAACCUCCACAGAGCAAUGCCACUCCAGAGCCUAACAUGAGUGAUUUGUAUAAGCUCAUAGUGAAUAUGCAGAAGACCUCAGAGACUUCUCAAAAGAAUCACGAUGAGAGCAUAAAGGAGUUGAAGAAUCAAAACAGAAUGUUGGAGAACCAAGUUGCUCAACUCGCUGAUACUUUGUCAAAAAGACAACCGGGUAAACUUCCAGGGCAAUCUACGCCGUCUCAAGAUCACACUAGAGAGAGUGCUUGUGCCAUUAUUCUUCGGAGUGGUACUACUUAUGAUGCCCCCUCAGUACCUACUGAUUUUAUGGAUAUUAAAAAGGGGAAAGAGGAGGCUAGAAGGACGAAGGAAAGAGUCAAGGAGAAGUCUAGCGAAGAGGCAUAUGUGGAAAGAAAGACUGUGGAUGUAGGGAUUGAAACCCCGGGUGUUGAGAAUGAAAUAGAGAAGAAGGAAAGCAGCAAGGAGAAGGUUACUUAUUCUCCCCCUUUUGCACCUACACUACCAUUUCCUCACCGAAUGCAGAAAACAAAGGUUGAUCAACAGUUCGGUAAGUUCUUGGCUAUGGUCAAGAAUCUUGAGGUAACGAUUCCUUUCACUGAUUUAAUAUCUCAGAUUCCAAUGUACGCAAAAUAUUUAAAGGAAUUAAUCACUAAGAAAAGGGAUAUUGGUGGUGUAGAGAGAGUGGCUCUAACUGAAGAGUGUAGUGCUAUGUUACAAAACAAGUCUCCUCCUAAACUAAAGGACCCCGAUAGUUUCUCCAUCCCUUGUCAUAUAGGUGCUUUAUUCAUUGAUAAGUGUGAUUUAGGUGCUAGUGUGUCUGUCAUUCCUCUCUCUAUUUAUAAAAAGUUGAACAUGGGAGAAUUAAAAUGUACCACCAUUACUCUUCAAAUGGACGACCAUUCUAUUAAAUACCCCUUAGGUGUUUUAGAAGACGUCCCAGUGAGAGUAGGUAAAUUCUAUAUUCUUGUAGACUUUGUUGUGCUUGAUAUAGCAGAGGACAACCAGAUUUCAAUAAUCUUAGGAAGGCUAUUCCUUCAUACUACGGGGGAAAUCAUUGAUGUUAAGAAAGGGAAGCUAACAUUGACUGUAGUGGAUGACAAGGUAACCUUUAACUUGUCUCAUGAGAUGAAAAAUCCAAUGCAAGAAGUGUCUUGUUCUUUGAUUGCCUCAAAUGUUAAGUUUCCUCAUUCUUAUUCUAGAAAUUCUUCAAAUAAUGCACUUGGUUUGAAAGUGUUUGCAGGUGAUGAUGAUCCUGGUGAUGCAGUUGACGUUAGUCCAACAGUUGGAGCAAGAAGUUCGGUACUCGAUGGCACCAAGUUCAAAGUGAACGACCAACGUUUGAAGCUAUACACUGAAAAAGCGUUUAUUGAAAAAUUGGAGACGAACUAUCUCUCCGAUCCACCCAUCGACGCUUGA